Messenger RNA from Brenthis ino (lesser marbled fritillary), 1560 nucleotides. The record is from the annotation of a GenBank genome assembly. Lineage: Eukaryota; Metazoa; Arthropoda; Insecta; Lepidoptera; Nymphalidae.
AUGGCUAGACCUGCAUCACGCACUGUAAUAGCAGGCUGGGUAAAAACUAUACUCCGAGAUGCUGGUAUCACAUCUACACCGGGAAGUGUUCGGUCUGCAGUCGCCUCUAAGAGUUGGUUGGAUAAUGCUUCUGUCGAUGAUAUCCUAGCUAGAGGCAAUUGGCGAUCAGCUAACACAUUUCAUAAAUUUUACAAACCCGUGGGUGAGCGAUGGUUGAGGGAUCAGUACGCGUCUAGCUGUCGCGCGUGUUGUGUCGCUCCGCGCGUGUCGCGGUGUGUCUGUGCAGUGUCGUGUCAGGGUGUCGAAGUGGCGGGAUUCCUUGCCGCAGGACGGGGGGCACAUGCCCCCUUCCACCAGCACCACAUUGGUAAAAGAAGGGGCGAGGCAGGCGGCGCCAUGGCUUGCGCCGGCUGCGAGAAGCCUAUUCUGGACAAGUUCCUCUUACAUGUACUAGAGCGGGCUUGGCAUGCGGCCUGCGUACGGUGUGCGGACUGCCGCGCACCUCUUGCCGAUAAGUGCUACUCUAGAGACAACAAGCUAUUCUGUAGGAAUGACUUCUUUAGGCGAUACGGAACAAAAUGCAGUGGCUGUGGACAUGGUAUCUCUCCUUCAGACCUGGUCCGGAAGGCACGUGAGAAGGUGUUCCAUCUCAACUGCUUCACAUGUCUCGUAUGUAGGAAACAACUGUCCACUGGAGAAGAGCUAUAUGUCCUCGACGACAAUAAGUUUAUAUGCAAAGAGGAUUACUUAGCCGGGAAAGCACCAACACAUUCGGAUUCCCUACUCGGCUCCGGAUCAGAUGAAGAGGAAGAGGAUGAGUCUAGAACAGCCAAUAAUUCAAGCAGUCCAGCGCAUGCGCCGCACCCCGCGCUACAUUCAGAUCUCUCCCACAACGGAGAUACAAAACCACAUGAGGAUUCUGAGGACCAGGGUUCACUGGACGGUGAUCCAGAGACCAGAGACUCGCAAGCGGAGAACAAGUCACCUGAUGAUGGCAAUGGUGGCUCGAAGCGAAGAGGACCAAGAACGACGAUAAAAGCCAAGCAGUUAGAAAUACUCAAAUCUGCAUUCUCACAAACACCGAAACCUACAAGGCACAUACGGGAGCAAUUGGCGAAAGAAACUGGUCUGCCUAUGAGAGUUAUACAAGUGUGGUUUCAAAACAAAAGAUCAAAAGAGCGUCGUCUAAAGCAACUGACGUCGAUGGGUAGAGGGCCUUUUUUCGGGUCCUCUCGUAAGAUGCGAGGGUUCCCCAUGAACCUGUCACCAGGAGGGCUCGAGGAAGGGCCGCCGGGGUUCCCAUACUUCGCGACAGCAGAUGGCAAGUUCGAGUUUGGCUAUGGCCCGCCGUUCCACCAUGAUGCCCCAUUCUUCCAUCCUCCGCCUUCGAUGCCAUUUAAUCAGCCAGGUCGUUUCGCAGGCGGUAUGGAGACGUUGCAGGGCGGGGAGUUCCCCGAGCAAUUCCAGCCACCGGAUCAUCUAGUACUUCCCCGGCCUUCAUCUCCCGAAUUCACUUUCGGGGACGCCCCGCCUCCCCUCCAUCCCGAGGGGCUGGUGUGG